AUGUCAAGGAGAACUAUUGAUUUAUUAUGUAAACAAAAAGAAAAGAUGGCAAUUAAAGGGAAAGAGUUUUGUUUGACUGACCAAGAAGAACGAGAAAGACAAGUUAAUCUUUUUAAACAUAAAUUAGAAGAAUUUUUACAAAACAAUAGAAAUGAAAUUACGAGUAAUCCUGAAACUCAAAAUAAAUUAUAUGUCUUAUGUAGAAAAAUGGGAGUUGAACCAUUAACAACUGAAAAAAGUUAUUUUUUUUAUAGAAAUAAAGACUUUUAUAAUGAACUUACUGUCCAAAUUAUAGAAGAGUGUUAUAAAUCAAGAGAAUCAAAUGGUGGAAUUAUUGAAAUAAAUAAGUUAUGUGAUUUAGUUAAUAAAAAAAGAAAAUCAACAAUUAAUCAAAAUGAUAUUUUUAGAGCGAUUAAUCAAGCAAAUUGUCUAGGAGAAGGAUUAAAAGUUGUUACUAUUCACCAACAGAGUUAUGUUAUUAGUGUUCCAUUUGAAUUAGCUGAUGAUCAACAAGUUGUUUUAAGUUUAUUAGAGAAAAAGUCAUAUUUUUUAGAAGAUGAAUUGCUUACUAUUGGAUGGUCAAAAGAGCGAGUCAAAGGAACAUUAGUUUGGUUAUUAAACUUAGGAAUAUUAUGGGUUGAUGACCAAUUUUCAUUAGAUGGUAAAACAAUAAGAGCGUAUUGGAUGUCAAUGUAUAAUUCAUUUUAA
Messenger RNA from Entamoeba dispar SAW760, 708 nucleotides. Its product is annotated as vacuolar-sorting protein SNF8, putative. Gene Ontology annotation, biological process: protein transport to vacuole involved in ubiquitin-dependent protein catabolic process via the multivesicular body sorting pathway. Lineage: Eukaryota; Evosea; Mastigamoebida; Endamoebidae. Bases 1 to 708 code for a protein of 235 amino acids. Gene Ontology annotation, cellular component: ESCRT II complex. The record is from RefSeq and is a predicted model, not a curated record. The transcript is spliced from 4 exons.